Molecule: messenger RNA, 3735 nt
Organism: Notolabrus celidotus (New Zealand spotty)
Lineage: Eukaryota; Metazoa; Chordata; Actinopteri; Labriformes; Labridae
Gene: dcaf6
Product: ddb1 and cul4 associated factor 6
Exons: 19
Coding region: 325-3060 (911 amino acids)
Biological process (GO): positive regulation of transcription by RNA polymerase II
Cellular component (GO): Cul4-RING E3 ubiquitin ligase complex; cytoplasm
Molecular function (GO): protein binding
Source: RefSeq, a predicted model, not a curated record
GACACAGCUGUCCGCUAAAAGAAAUAAUAAACCAGGCUAAGCUAGCAAGAGACAGGCAGAGAGUUAGCAGAGCGGAGAGCAGCGAUACAGUGACUGUAAACUCGGGAGGACAGCGAACACUGGACAGCAGCGAGUCUUUCACUUCUAAGCAAUGAGACAUUUGAGUGUCGCAGCUAGCUAACGAUAGCACUGCCCGUCCCGACUGACAGGGAUUUGAUCUAUAUGACACGACCGGAGCGACCAUAAAUAACAGGCGACAUCAAACGGGGAAAGGGUUAGCUCGGUUUCAAUGUUAUUGUCAAUUAAAAACCACAUUUGCUCACAAUGUCCUACUCUGGAAACCUGGUUUGGGAUGUAAAUAAACGCUUAAUUGGAUACAACGAGCCUAACACCAUCAGGACCAACUACUUAGGUAGAAGAGAGUUUGUCCAGAGGCUGAAACUUGAAGGGACACUGAAUGUACACGAUGGCUGCGUCAACACUAUUUCCUGGAAUGACACGGGGGAAUACAUCCUGUCAGGGUCAGAUGACACGUUUCUGGUCAUCACCAACCCCUACAACAAAAAGGUCAAGAAGUCAAUACGUUCAGGUCAUCGGGCAAACAUCUUCAGCGCUAAGUUCAUGCCCCACACCAACGGUCAGGAGAUCAUCUCGUGCUCAGGCGACGGCAUCAUCUACUACACACACACUGAGAAGAGUCCAGAGUACAACAGACAGUGUCAGUUCACCUGCCAUUAUGGGACAGCCUACGAGAUUAUGACGGUACCAAACGACCCCUACACAUUUCUGUCGUGUGGGGAGGACGGCACGGUGCGGUGGUUCGACCUUCGCAUGAAAACGAGCUGCACAAAAGAAGACUGCAAAGACGACAUCCUGAUAAACUGUCGGAGAGCAGCGACUUCGAUAUCCAUCUCCCCCCUGGUGCCGUACUACCUGGCCGUGGGAUGCUCAGACAGCUCAGUGCGAAUCUACGACAGACGCAUGUUGGGCACCAGAGCGACGGGUAACUACAUGGGCCGGGGGACAACGGGUAUGUGCGUGAGGUUCGUUCCCGCUCACCUGUCCAACAAGUCGUGCCGGGUGACUUCUCUCUGUUACAGCGAGGAUGGUCAGGAGGUUCUGGUCAGCUACUCCUCUGAUUACAUCUACCUGUUUGAUCCCAAAGACGACCAGGCCAGAGAGCUGAAGGGUCCGUCUGAGGAGAGGAGGGAGGAGCUGAGGCAGCCUCCAGUGAAGCGCCUUCGUCUGCGAGGUGACUGGUCUGACACGGGACCCCGAGCUCGCCCUGAGAGCGAGAGGGAGAGAGACGGAGAGCAGAGUCCGAACGUGUCUCUGAUGCAGAGGAUGUCAGACAUGCUGUCCCGGUGGUUUGAAGAGGCCAGUGAAGCUCAGAGCAGCAACAGAGGAGCUCGGCCUCAGACACGGCCCAGAGGAACAGCUGCUCGUCCAGAAGGGCCAUCGAGUACUCCAGCUGCCCCCGCAGGAGACUCCACACAGGAGUCCAGCACCCCUGAGAGGCCUGCAGGGUCAGCCGCCUCAGAGGAACCCCCCGGUCCCGGCGCUGCCGCCGCCAUGCCUAAAUCCACUUCCUCUUCCUCCUCAGGGUCAUCAUCAACUGUCACAGCUCCUCCCCCUUCCAGCUCCUCGUCAGUAGAGAGUUCGGCCCCUUCGACCUCUCCUGUCACUUCCUCACCGGAUUCAGAGCAGAGGAGUCAGGCUGAGAGCGCAGAGACCCCGACACCAACGCCCACACCCACAUCCACCUCAGAGCCUGCUCUGUCAGAUUCCCCCUCGUCUGUGGUAAACAAACAGCUGGGAUCCAUGACUCUUGAUGAACAGCAGGGAGCAGCAGAAGCUGCAAGUUCCUCUACUGAUCAGCCUGUUUCUGUACAAGUCAGCAGCAUUGCUCCUACCACCUCCACCUCCAUCUCCACCUCCUCCAUGCCCAGCACCAGUCGGUCCAGUGCAGCAGAGCCAGUCCUCAGCCUGCACUACAGCUCAGAGGGAACCACCACCAGCACCAUCAAGCUGGACUUUACAGAUGAGUGGAGCAGCAGCACAUCCAGCUCUCUGGGCAGCGGAGGACCCAAAACAUCAGAGACUGUGACUGUACAGAGCAAAGAGAGUGUGUCUACAGAGACUUCAGUGUCAGAGCAAGCUCGCCAAGAGUCUUCAGGGCCAAAGAGUGUGCCUGCCACCUCCACAGAGCCACCCUGUGACGCUUCCUGCUCCAGUGCUCAAAGCAGCUCGUCAACUCAGGCCCCAGCAGCGAGCUCCUCGGGAGGCAGCAGCACCGCAGCAGCUUCAUCACAAGAGAGGAGCCAGUCUGAAGGUACAGAGGACACCUCAGGGGGCUGCAGGAGAGCGGAGCCCACAGCCAGGGAGGAGGAAGGAGGGGAGGGCCAGAGCCAGAGCCAGAGCCAGCCUGCACGAGCACACCAGGACUCUGAUGACAGCGAUGAUGAUCCCAUUCUCAUCCCAUCAGCCAGGUUCAGAGGACAGGGACAAAGGCGCUCAGCAGCCGCUCGGAUCCAGGAGCUGUUUCGCAGGAGGAAAGAGAGGAGGGAGAUGGAGGAGAGCGAGACGCAGAAUAUCAGGAGACCUUCAGUCAAAAUGGUCUACAAGGGCCAUCGCAACUCAAGGACAAUGAUAAAGGAGUCCUGUUUUUGGGGCAACAACUUUGUGAUGAGUGGCUCAGACUGUGGUCACAUCUUCAUCUGGGACAGACACACGGGGGAGCACCUCAUGCUGCUGGAAGCUGACAACCAUGUAGUGAACUGUCUGCAGCCACACCCCUACGACCCCAUUCUAGCUUCUUCAGGGAUAGACUAUGACAUCAAGAUUUGGUCACCACUCGAACAGUCGCCAUCUUUCAACAGAGUCCUCGCCAAUGAGGUAAUAACUCGAAACGAGCUGAUGCUCGAGGAAACCAGAAAUACAAUCACAGUCCCGGCCUCGUUCAUGCUCCGAAUGUUGGCCUCCCUCAAUCACAUCAGAUCAGAUCGAAUAGAAGGUGAUCGCUCUGAAGGUUCGGGCCAGGAAAACGAGGACGAGCAGUAGUCUGCUGGCAUUUUGUUUUAAAGAAGACAUUAUUUCUUUUUGCUGUAUAGCACUUGGAAAAAAAACCUGAGAUUUGUACAAGUAUAGUGUAGAAUACUUCCUUUUGAAAAAUUAGUGUUAUUUCUAGCCCCCUUGUGUUUUUUAAGACAACUUUCUUACUGAUGUUUCUGUAUGAGGAUAAACUACAUCUGUGUGAAUGGAAAAAGCAAGGACGUCAGUAUAUAUAUAUAUACAUAUAUAUAUAUAUAUAUAUUAAGUGUGAGAAUAAUGGCGGCUUGUGUGCAAGGAUGUUAAGUGCAAUAUUAUUUUGUUAGGAGAAAGUGAGCUUUGAUCAGUGUUAACGUGUGAUAUUAUGAAUUUGUAGCACAAAGCUAAGAGAUGUGGAUGUGCUGCUUAGGGCAGUUGGGCAUGUUAACGAGGACUUUAAGUAAAACAUGCUUUGAGGAUGCUUUAAUUUUAUCAUGGAGGAAAGAAAACGGGACAAAGCUGUGGUUUCUCUCCUCAAAGGAACUUGUCAACAAGUUAUAAUCUUUACAGAACAGUGGAAAAAAAUAAAGCUAUGGCAUCUCACAGAUGUCUGCACUUGAGCUUGAAAGAUACAAGUUUGAGGAGUCUGUGCAUCAAGACAACAAAUUCACUGAAAAUCACUGCAGAAAUAAAAAACAAGCUGUACUA